Molecule: messenger RNA, 2403 nt
Organism: Gavialis gangeticus (Gharial)
Lineage: Eukaryota; Metazoa; Chordata; Crocodylia; Gavialidae
Product: neuropeptide Y receptor type 6-like
Exons: 1
Coding region: 713-1834 (373 amino acids)
Biological process (GO): G protein-coupled receptor signaling pathway
Cellular component (GO): plasma membrane; neuron projection
Molecular function (GO): neuropeptide binding; neuropeptide Y receptor activity
Source: RefSeq, a predicted model, not a curated record
CAAUGGUAUCCGAGGACAGGACACUGCAUCUUGUAGAGUGCUUAGCGUGCCUGGCCGCGUGCGUUCCUUCACUUUGUCUGCAUGAUCUUUUUUUAAGUUCAUUCUGCCCAAAUGUAAUGGACUGUGUAUGACUGUAGCAAGUGGUCAGAGUUUCAGCACACUAUCACCUCGUAGAGUGGAAGAAGAAAUGGGUGUCAGGCCUAAAUUUAGCUCUUUUCAUUAUAGAAACAGGAUUCCUUAGUUUCCCAAUAAUGGCUGAGCCAUUUUUGGUCAAAUAUUCCAAAAGCGCACACCUUUAGCCACUGACAGAGCCUAGACUGUUUCAUCCCAGGAGGUGAAAGUUAUCCACAACAGAAAUAAGAGGCUUUGAGUGAAAACCAUUAGGCAGCUUCAUACAGCAAAUAUGCUGUAGUCUGUGAAAAAAAAUCUGUCAAAUCUUGGAGACAGCGGGUGCAGAAAUCUCACAAAAACAAUGAAAUCUGUUUUACAAGAGACCUGACCAUUAAUGCUGUCCCCUUUGCUCCUAUUUUCAGAAUUCAUCAAUACUGUAAGUACGUCUAUAAAUCUGUCCAAAUACAGCUUCGUGAAGAUCAAUAUAAAAUUGGACCCUAUUAAGCCUUUGGGAGGCUCCAAGCAAAUAUCUUCUAAAUAAUUAAGGCGAACAAAAAAACUCCCCAUCCUAAAAUUGUACCCAUGAUUUCAGAGUUCCUUGAUGAUGGAUAAAAUAAUUCAGCAUCCCAGCGUGGGUUUGUCUAAUCGAACCGUUGUAAAUAGAAGCAACUCACAGUUCUCAGACUUUGAGUCGUGUCAGCUUUCUUUCCCUGCGGUCUUCUUGCUCAUCACAGCUUACACCGUAGUUACCAUAGUAGGGCUUUUUGGAAACCUUUGCCUGAUUAUUAUAAUAAAAAGACAGAAAGAAGCUCAAAAUGUUACAAAUAUUCUGAUUGCCAAUCUCUCCUUAUCGGACGUCAUGAUAUGCAUCAUGUGCAUUCCUGUCACUGUUGCAUACGCUUUGAUGGACUACUGGAUUUUUGGCGAAGCCAUGUGUAAAAUAAGCUCGUUUGUACAAAGCAUGUCUAUCACAGUCUCUAUAUUCUCACUUGUGCUAAUUGCUGUUGAGAGAUACCAGCUAAUAGUAAAUCCCCGUGGCUGGAAGCCUAAUAUUUCACAUGCUUACUGGGGAAUUAUCUUAAUUUGGGGUUUUGCCCUCAUCAUAUCCAUUCCUUUUUUCAUAUUUCAUCAAUUGACUGAUGAACCCUUUGAAAAUCUCUCUCUCCAUGGAGAUUUCUACAAGAACAAAGUUGUUUGCAUUGAGACAUGGCCAUCCGUUACAGAGCGACUGAUUUUCACCACCAGUCUCCUGGUUUUCCAGUACUGCUUCCCACUGGGUUUUAUUUUUAUCUGUUAUCUCAAGAUCUCUGUAUGUCUCCGACGGAGACACGAAGUGGAUAGGAUGAGGGAGAAUGAGAGCAGACUAAAUGAGAACAGAAGGAUUAACAUGAUGCUGAUUUCAAUUGUCAUGACCUUUGCUGCUUGCUGGUUGCCUCUGAAUAUAUUUAACGUUGUUUUUGACUGGAAUUAUGAGGCCUUGAUGAACUGCCACCAUAAUCUAGUGUUUACAUUAUGCCACUUAGUAGCCAUGAUCUCAACCUGCAUCAACCCCAUCUUUUAUGGAUUUCUUAACAAGAAUUUCCAGAAGGAUUUAAGAGUGUUAAUUCACCACUGCAGAUGCUUGGCAUCUCAGGAAGCUUAUGAAAACAUCACCCUUUCAAACCUGCAAACAGACAUCUCUAAGGGGCCCCUGAAAUCCCAUAACAUGCCAGUGACUAUUUAAUAUAAUCCAGCCCAGAAGUUUCCAAAACUUUGUAUUUAUUGUGAAGUGACAUUCUUUAAAGGAACUAUCCAGGUCUCAAUCCUGUUCCUACUGAAGUCUUUGCCACCAAGUUCAGUGGGGCAGGAUCGGGCCCCAAAAGAUAGACGUAUUUUGUAUUUUAUCGGUGAUUAAUUCUAGCAAGUCACACCCAAGAAUGUCAAAGUCAAUGAGAGUGAAAUACCAACAGUAUCAGCAUAUUGGCUUUUCGCCUAUGAUUUCAAGGUAAGGGACGUGCUGCCAGAAUGCAGAAAUAGUUGGCCAUCUCAGCCCAUGAUAUACGCAACAGUCCCUCGGUCAAACGGUUCCUCCUGGUCUGCCUACGCAAUCCAAUUUUAGCAUCACCCCCGCAAUCCCAUCAGUCCUUCGGCUGACAUCCCUGGCCUUGUGCUUCUCAAUGAACCAUACUCAUCUUUGCCCAACGUCUCAUAGAAACUAUGCCAAAUGCGUGGUCAGUCCUUCCAGAGGGAGUUGAGACAGGCAGGAGCUUUAAUUUAGAUGUAGAUGGUGAGGAAAGGAAAGGCAGGGGAAAA